This is a messenger RNA of Oryzias melastigma (Indian medaka), 2131 nucleotides long. Its product is annotated as cytochrome P450 2F2. Gene Ontology annotation, cellular component: cytoplasm; intracellular membrane-bounded organelle. Gene Ontology annotation, molecular function: oxidoreductase activity, acting on paired donors, with incorporation or reduction of molecular oxygen, reduced flavin or flavoprotein as one donor, and incorporation of one atom of oxygen; heme binding; iron ion binding. The record is from RefSeq and is a predicted model, not a curated record. The coding region runs from base 88 to 1554 and encodes 488 amino acids. NCBI's taxonomy places the organism in Eukaryota, Metazoa, Chordata, Actinopteri, Beloniformes, Adrianichthyidae. Gene Ontology annotation, biological process: xenobiotic metabolic process. The transcript has 11 exons.
GGGGCAGGGCUAACAGCAGAGCUGAGCCACCCUCUUUCUUCAAAUCAACCCAAUAGUUCGGAGCUCUGGCGUCAAGUCUAUGCAACCAUGUUUGCUUCUCUGUUGCUGCUCGGGCUUUUGAUCUUUGUCCUCAUCUUCCUGCUGAAACCUCAGAGACCAAAGAAUUUCCCACCGGGACCCCCCACCCUGCCUGUGCUGGGAAACCUUUUGCACCUGAGUACAGAUGAUCCUCUGAAUGAUUUUGAGAGGCUGAGGAAAUCCUAUGGAAAUGUCUUCAGCGUGUUCAUUGGCCCACAGCCUGCUGUGGUCAUCAAUGGGUUAAAAGCCAUGAAGGAGAUACUGGUGAUUAAAGGCACAGAUUUUGCUGGACGACCCCAAGAUAUGUUCAUCAACCAUGUCACUCAGGAAACAGGAGUGGUCAUGGAAAACUAUGGUACUGUUUGGAGAGAACAUCGUCGCUUUGCACUGAUGACACUGAGGAACUUCGGUCUGGGGAAGAAGUCAAUGGAGGAGCGGAUUCAUGAAGAGAUUCAACACACAGUAAAGACUCUGGAAAACAGCAUUGGAACAACCCUGAAUCCUCAGAUCAUGUUUCAUAACGCAGCCUCUAACAUCAUCUGCCAGGUUCUGUAUGGAAAACGUUUUGAGUACAACGACGAGAUGAUCAAAGUGAUUAUUAAAUGCUUUACUGACAAUGCCAAGAUGACCAACGGGCCGUGGGCUAUGAUUUAUGAUUCUCUUCCCAUGGUUCGAAACCUGCCACUGCCAUUCAGGAAGGCCUUUAAGAAUUACGAGACCUGUAAACAGAUCGCUCUUGAUAUCAUCAAAAAACACAAGGAAACCAAAGUCACUGGAGAGCCAAGAGACUUUAUUGACUGUUAUCUGGAUGAAUUAGAGAAGAAAAAUGCGGAUAUGUCCUUUUCUGAAGAUCGACUGGCUGGUUACUCUUUGGAUCUUUAUUUUGCUGGAACGGACUCCAUUUCCAACACUUUGCUGACAGGUUUCCUUUACCUAAUGGGACAUCCACAUAUACAAGAAAGAAGUCAGCAAGAGAUAGAUCUGGUGCUGGAGGGCAAGGAUCGGGUCAGCUUUGAGGACAGAAACAACAUGCCUUACAUGCAGGCUGUGAUCCAUGAAAUCCAGAGAUUUGCCAACAUCGGUCCUCUUAGCGUCUUCCACGCCACAAUAAAAGAUACAGAGCUGAUGGGAUAUUCUAUUCCAAAGGGCACCAUGGUCAUCCAAAACAUGAGGUCAGUGCUGAUGGAGGAGGGGCAGUGGAAGUUCCCUCAUGAAUUCAAUCCUGAAAACUUUCUCAACGAGAAGGGAGAGUUUGUUAAACCAGAGGCAUUCAUGCCCUUCUCAGCAGGUCCCCGGGUGUGUUUAGGGGAAGGUCUGGCUCGUAUGGAGCUCUUCAUCAUCAUGGUGACUCUGCUGAGGAAGUUCAAGUUCAUCUGGCCUGAGGAUGCAGGAGAACCCGACUUCACUCAAAUCUUUGGGCUCAUUUUGACUCCAAAACCUUAUCGUAUGAAAGUCCAGCUGAGGUCAAACCAAUGAGCAUGUUGACCAGAAAAUACUACACUUUAUUGCUACUUCCAACUCUUACAAACAAGCUAUAAUGUUUUUAAUCCAUGUGUGAUCAGUUAAUUUUUUACUUCUUUAAAUAAUUUUGUUUAUAAGUAAAGAACAUUUUAAUUGUGAGACUGAAGAGUUUUCUAGUCACUAUAAUUUUACCUUUUUUCAGCACACAAAGAGACCAAUACAAAUAUUCUAAAACUAAAAAUAUUAGCAUACAUACUCUCCAGUAAAAUAUUUUUAAGCUUGUCAUUUAUUACCUAUGACUCAACAGAAGUAUGUGCAGCUAUUUGUCUUUCGACACCUACUCUUAUUUUGUUUUAUUUUUCACUUGGAGGGAGCAAUUUAUAGUAGGAUUUUUUUUCCAAAAAAAAGCCAAUAGUUUAAAUAACUACUGCUGACAUUCAGAUAUUCAAAAAAUAAUGCUGUUGUGUAUUUCUCCUUGGAAUUAUAGUUUACUUGAGUUUGUUGAUGCAAUAAAAAAAGUUGUCUUCUUUUUAUAAUUGUUUAUUCACUUUGUAGGGUAUCUUUCCUAAAAUAAACAAAAGCUGAAGCUGUU